Molecule: messenger RNA, 1404 nt
Organism: Mycena citricolor
Lineage: Eukaryota; Fungi; Basidiomycota; Agaricomycetes; Agaricales; Mycenaceae
Source: the annotation of a GenBank genome assembly
AUGUUCACACCGACAACACCGGUACGACAGCAACCCCCGCACAUGGGCACAGCAAGCCAAUGGACGGGCACGACUAUACGACCCACAAGCUCAUUCAGCAGGGACGUCUUUGCCUCGCCAAUCAGCCCAUCAGCAGGACGCAGCCUCAUCCCCAACGCGAAACCCGCAAUACCGUCGCUCGGGAAUGACGAAACAGCACGGGCGUUGACACAGACUACCCACCUGUACGCAAAAGACGCACAGGGGCUCCGCAAAUACCAAACCGAUUUCGCUGCCUGGCAGACCGGGAACAAGGACGUACUCACCUUCCCAUUUACGCCAGGGACACUCCCACCGGGGUCACGGGAAUGCUACCGGUGCGGCCUUCGAGACCCACCCCACGGCGCUGGAAGUUGUGCUGUGCCGCUACCGCUACCAAUCAUCGAGUCGAACAUCCGACGAUGGGUCCACUCAGUGGUAUUCCCUCCCCGUCAGAUGGGAGCGGUGCCAAUCAACGCCAUAUUUGGUGAGCUGGAUGCAAAUGAGCCCAUCGAUUUCGGCGAGCAAGAAGAGAACGAGGAACAGGGAAACGGAGGGGAGCACACCUUAGACCAUUCAGCACGGAGGCGCCGGGAAGUUUUUACGCGGGACACCAAUUCGGAAAUACGAUUUGUAUUAGGCCAACCAUCGAAUACACGGGUUCUCGAGUAUAGGGCACCCCUGCCGAGCGCCAUACUGAGCAUAGGAUCCGACCCAGACACUGCUGUCGAACCGUUCUACCAACGGAUCCGGCUCGCCAAUGACAACGGCAGCACGGUCCGCCUGACGGCGCAGAUCGACAACGGCGCCAUGCGCAACUGCAUCUCGGCGGAGCGGUGGACACAGUACGGACAGUGCUUGGGCAGGCUGGCCCAGUCGAAGACAGUCCUCAAGGUAGCGAGCGGUGAACGGAUCACACCAAAAGGAAGGUGGUGGGGCCAAGUAUCAGUAGGCGGCGUGACAACAGGAGCGUGGUUUGAGGUCUUCCAGGGUGGCGGAGCAUUCGACGUGAUCCUAGGAAAACCGUGGCUGCAUAGCGUGCGAGCUAUCCACAACUACGGGAACGAUGAGAUACGCAUCACAGCGGCAGGACGUGAAACAACCCUGCAGAACGAGCCGAAGGACAUACCACAUGACGCCCAACCACCCCGACCACCCCCCGAGCAGCCACUUCCCCCACCCACCAGGACAGCGCCAAAACGGACACACCACAACGGCAACGACAUGAAGGAACAGAGUUCAGCAACAAGGGAAGACGACAUGGUCAACGACGAGCUCACACGUGUCCUGCAGAUCCAGUCGUCGAGACGGGGAGCCGAAACAAGAUACGCAAAACAGAGGCAGAUGCGGCGAAAUGGAGGACAAGGCGAAGAGAAGCAAUCAUAG